This is a messenger RNA of Owenia fusiformis, 830 nucleotides long. The record is from the annotation of a GenBank genome assembly. NCBI's taxonomy places the organism in Eukaryota, Metazoa, Annelida, Polychaeta, Sabellida, Oweniidae.
UGAUUAUAAAGGACUUUGAUUCCCAGAGGUUAGUCUCAGUGAAGGAAUUAUAGCCUAAGCUACGAAGAGACUGGUAGAACAAAGACUAAAGAACAACAUGCUAGAGUUAUAAAAGUUGUAUAUAAUUUGAAGUUAACCAAAAAGUCAUAAACAAAUUAUGAAUCAGGCCAGGGUACAUAGUUCUCAGAGGCGGGUCAGAUUGGAAACAAGACGUAAAACAACUCAGUUAUUUCAGAUGAACAAAGACCUCACCAAACAAUGUAACACAGCAAUUCUUCAACUAGAAAAGGACAAAAAGUUGUUUCAAAGACAAAUGACUCGUGCCCAGAAAGACAUACUUAAACGGCAAGACAAACUACUAGAACGACAGCGAAACAUUGAAAAUGACAAUUUAGAAAAACAUAAGGCUACAGCGUUGGCGAAACAGAAAAGGGAACUGUUGGAUAUGACUCGUUCAAAUCUCCAAAGUGCACCUGGAGGAAGCCAGGAGUGGGAGAAAAUGGAGAGAGGGCUUGGAGAACGCAGUGCAACGACGAGCGAACGGGGCCUAGAUUCUCGACUAGACUUAAGAUUGGGGCAAAACACCCCCGGGCCAAGACGACAGAGCAUUGUGACCCGGCCUUUAUUAAGGAUGCCUGGGGCCCCAAUUGAAAGGGCAGGGGACAGAAAAAUACAUGGCCCAUCCCAAGUGUCUUUACUGUUCAUACCAGGCAGAAUAACCUAAUAGAUAUACAUUUACUCGUCUGGCACAUACAAACACUUUGAAAAAGCCGGGGACCGGGUUCUUAAUUCGGGGGUCUAAAAAUAUUGAAAAACGGGUACAGCACUUA